Colletotrichum karsti is the source of this 966-nucleotide messenger RNA. Its product is annotated as serine/threonine-protein kinase SRPK3. Bases 1 to 966 code for a protein of 321 amino acids. The record is from RefSeq and is a predicted model, not a curated record. Gene Ontology annotation, biological process: protein phosphorylation. Gene Ontology annotation, molecular function: protein kinase activity; ATP binding. The transcript has 2 exons. NCBI's taxonomy places the organism in Eukaryota, Fungi, Ascomycota, Sordariomycetes, Glomerellales, Glomerellaceae.
AUGUCUUCGGUUCUCAACGCCCCGGUCGAGAUCUACGACCCCCUCAACCCACCCGUACGACGCUUCGAGAUGGUGAAGACUAAACGCAUCUUGCGCCAAGUGCUCUUGGGGCUUCAUUUUCUUCACGUUAGUGGAAUUGUGCAUGGCGACCUUCAUUCUGGCAACGUCCUAUUCGCCUUACAAGAUCUCAACCGGUUCGGGCGUGAGGCACUAAUGCAGAAGGAAGACAAGUCUCGUAUCGAUCCGGUGCAACGCAUCGAUGGCAAACCUGACAAGUGGGCUCCGAGGUAUCUUGUGGUGUCUGAACCGCUGUCGGAAUACACUCUCUCGGGCGGCGAUGAGGUGGUGAAGCUUUCGGAUCUUGGAGGAGCUUUCCGCAGCGAUGAUCCACCGAGGACUGUCGUUACUCCGGCAUCAUUACGAGCACCGGAAGCUGCUUUAAACAAAACCAUAGGAAGCGCCAUCGACAUCUGGAGUUUUGGCUGUCUUGUCUACGAGCUCAUCACCGGCGUGGGUUUGUUCGAAAUAUCACCUUUCGGGCUUAGUGACGAGGCGAUGAAAGAUGAACAUCUGAUUCAGAUGACCGACAUCCUAGGGCCGCUUCCAGACGAGUUUCUGUCGAGCUGGCCAGCGGUUUCGAGGUACUAUGGGCCAGAGGGGGAAAGACUUGAUGCUCGGCCACGGGAUUUUGAUGAAGAUGACUCAGUCGGUGACGAUAAUUCCGAUUAUGAAGACUCUGAGGAGGAGUUUGAUGACGAGGAAGGGUUUGAAUUUGACAUGGGUGACCGUAAACCACCGAAGGUUCAUGACUCUCUGGAAAAGCUUAUCAACACCCACAAGCCAGCUGGCGUUGAUGACGAAGAGGAGAAGCAGAUAGUCGGGCUGCUCAGGUCGAUUUUCCAGUACAGUCCCGACGAACGUCCUUCUGCUGCCGAUUUGUUGCAGAACCGUUGGAUCAUUAGUUAA